GGCAAUGACGUCAGCUUCCGGAAAUGACCCGGAUUCAAACUUUCAUUCCAUCAGACUCGGCUUGCUAAAAACAUCGACAUAUCUGUGAAGUCUUGUGGAAGUUCGCGAAUAUACAGAUGUGUGUACAUUGAUUAUGUAUAUGUGAACAUCAAUGGACACGGAUCGACGCCUCGCUGUUAGGAGUUGACGUCAGGAGGUGUAGCGACUUUCCACGGAGCACGGACCGUCUCCAGGACACUACCAAGAUCAUUCAGACCCUUCCUGGUCAUAUACCUGCACCAGGAUGACGUGCAGGGAUCGCACCAAUGAGUUUCAGUCCGCUUGCAAAUCCCUACAGACCAGACAGAAUGGUGUUCAGCCCACCAAGCCGGCCCUCAGUGCUCUCAAGCAACGCAGUGACUUCACCCUCAUGGCCAAGAGAAUAGGAAAAGACCUGAGUAAUACGUUUGCUAAACUAGAGAAACUCACUAUAUUGGCUAAAAGAAAAUCUCUAUUUGAUGACAAGGCAGUGGAGAUUGAAGAGUUAACCUACAUCAUCAAGCAGGACAUUAACAGCCUGAACAAGCAGAUAGCCCAGCUGCAGGAUCUGAUCCGUUCACGUGGAGCUCCCAGCGGCAGACACAUCCAGACCCAUUCCAACACCAUCGUCGUCUCCCUGCAGUCCAAACUGGCAUCCAUGUCCAAUGACUUCAAGUCGGUUCUAGAAGUAAGAACAGAGAACCUGAAGCAGCAGAAGAGCAGGAGAGAACAGUUCUCUCAGCCUCCUAUCUCCUCUUCUUCUCCUCUCCUCGCCAACAACUUCAAGAGUUCAGUGUUGAUGCAGGAUGAGUCCAGGAGUAUGGGGGGUGAGGUGGCAAUCAACAUGGACAACCAGUCUAACCCUCUACAGCUCCAGCUCAUUGAUGAGCAGGACUCAUACAUCCAGAGCCGUGCAGACACCAUGCAGAACAUUGAGAGCACCAUCGUAGAGCUGGGUUCCAUCUUCCAGCAACUGGCGCAUAUGGUGAAGGAGCAGGAGGAGACUGUACAGAGGAUUGAUGCUAACGUGGAGGACACUCAGCUCAACGUGGACAUGGCUCACACAGAGAUCCUAAAGUACUUCCAGUCUGUGUCCUCCAACCGCUGGCUUAUGGUCAAGAUUUUCCUCGUCCUCAUUGUCUUCUUCAUCGUCUUUGUGGUUUUCCUCGCCUGAGCAGGGAGAAACGACAGCGACAGAAGGGAAUCAUGAAGAAGAGAAGGAAGGAGGGGGGGGGGUCUGAGGUUGUGUCACUCCUAGUGUCUCUUCUGAUAGGUUGUGUCACUCCUAUAAAACAGUGGUCGAGCAAUAGUUCAGGUGGGGUCAUGCUGUCUGAAAUAAGACCAUGGGAAAGCUUGGACUGAGAUGAGGGGUUGCCACGGCACCGGGGCAGUGGGAAUGGAGUGUUAUUGGACGGUUUGGGACUUGAGGUCCAGCAGACCAACAAAUUAUAGUAGUUCUCCCCCCACAGAGAUUAAGGAACUACCUGUAAUGAAAAGGAUAUGGUAUCGAAACACUUUAUAGUAUGACCAGAAUUCUUGUCAUUCUGUUCUUUGUUACUUUAGAGACUAAAUCAUCAUAAAACAUUUAAUCAAAAAUUGCUAUUUAAUGGUUUGAUUCUGCAAACUAGUUUUGGUUUUUGGUUAAUUUUAUUUUAUGCCUCGUAGUGUUGAUUGGUGGUAAGACAGGAAGGGCUUACUCAUUAACUUCCUGUCUAAGCACACAAAAUACUGGAGUUUUCUUUCUCAUAUUGUAAUUAUGUAUUCUAGUUUUUGUUUCUCAUUCUUAUCCUCUUAUUAAAGAGAGGGACUUUAAGCA
Messenger RNA from Oncorhynchus masou masou (cherry salmon), 1834 nucleotides. RefSeq names its product syntaxin-5-like. NCBI's taxonomy places the organism in Eukaryota, Metazoa, Chordata, Actinopteri, Salmoniformes, Salmonidae. Gene Ontology annotation, biological process: intracellular protein transport; vesicle fusion; endoplasmic reticulum to Golgi vesicle-mediated transport. Gene Ontology annotation, cellular component: endomembrane system; Golgi membrane; SNARE complex. Gene Ontology annotation, molecular function: SNARE binding; SNAP receptor activity. The transcript has 11 exons. The record is from RefSeq and is a predicted model, not a curated record. Bases 284 to 1192 code for a protein of 302 amino acids.